AUGGUCUCGGGGGCGGUGCGACGCGCGCUGCUCCCUUCGAGCGGCGCCAACUUUGGCUUCUUCUUCAAGCAAGCUCCAGCUCCCGGCCAUCUCGGCCAGCCUGGAGCCAAUGUCAGCCACGCUCUAGGCCAAAGAGCCUUUGGCACCACACCGAACCGCUUCGUACAACAGCAUGAUGGUCGCUUGACGAUACGGAGCCUGUCGCGACAGACAACGACCUCGGCAUCACACUGGCAGCCGCGGGCACACUUGGCGCAAUGGGACUCGCCUGUGGCAAUCCUGCGCCAGUUUUCCGCCGGCAGGACACUCAGAGAACAGCAAAACACUUCCGUAGGGAAAUCCAACGAUAUCCUCCCAGCGAAACAACCAAGUACUGUCUCCGAAGUUGCCGCCAUAAAUGACGCCCAACCGCCGUCGACCGGCUUCGAGAAAUCCGAAAGAGCAAGACAGGCCGCGCAAGUCAACUACAGCGCGCGGCUUUCCAAGGACAAGGACAAGAAUAAGAAGAAUCUCUCUGGCAGCCGCAGCGAAGUUGUCCGACUCCUCAAGCUCGCACGGCCCGAGUUGAAGUUCCUUGGUCUCGCCCUGUUGCUUCUGCUCAUGUCUAGUGCAAUCACCAUGUCUAUUCCCAAGGUCGUUGGCAGUGUCAUGGAUGCUGCGAGCAAGAAGUCCCUGGACGACGCAAAAGUGUUUGGCUUGUCGCUGUAUCAGUUCUUUGGUGUAUUCGCCUGCGUGCUGACCAUGGGUGCCUGCGCCAAUUUUGGCCGCAUCAUCACGCUUCGGCUCAUUGGAGAGCGAGUCGUGGCACGUUUGCGGUCUUCGCUGUACAAACGGACAUACCUGCAGGAUGCCGAGUUCUUCGACGCAAACCGAACUGGUGAUCUGAUCUCGAGGCUGAGUGCUGAUUCCAUCAUUGUCGGCAAGAGCAUCACCCAAAACCUGUCAGAUGGUCUGAGAUCGCUGAUUAGUGGUGUUGCCGGUAUCACCGCAAUGGCCUUUAUUAGCCCUGGAUUGACUAGUGUCAUGUUUGUUGCCUUGCCCUUUAUUGGUACACUGUCGUUUGGCUAUGCGCGCUUCAUCAGACGGAUCAGUCGUGAUAUCCAAAAGAACGUGGGCACACUGACAAAGAUUGCCGAGGAACGCUUGAGCAACGUCAAGACAAGUCAGGCCUUCAACGGAGAGCGUCAGGAGCUACACCGAUACAAUGGACAGAUUCGUCGAAUCUUCAACCUUGGCAUGAAGGACGCCUUGUACACUGCUUCGUUCUUUGGCGCGACUGGCUGGAUGGGUAAUAUGACCAUCCUGGCCAUGCUAUGGUUUGGUGGCGGCUAUGUAGCGAGUGGCGCUCUCUCGCUCGGAGACUUGACAUCCUUCAUGAUGUAUGCUGCUUUUGCAGGCUCCAGCAUGAGUGGUCUGAGUGGCUUCUUUACAGAACUGAUGAAGGGAGUGGGUGCUGCCACCAGGCUUUUUGAGCUUCAGGAUAGAGAUCCUGGCAUCCCGCCAACAAAGGGCAUCAGGGUCAAGUCUGCACAGGGCCCCGUUACCUUUGACAAGGUGUCUUUUGCCUAUCCAACACGCCCAGCUGUACCGAUUUUCAAUGAACUCAACUUCACGAUCCCCUCCGGAAGCAACGUCUGCAUCGUUGGUCCUUCGGGUGGAGGCAAGAGUACCGUUGCCUCGUUGCUUCUAAGAUUCUAUAACCCGACAUCGGGUGUUAUUUACAUCAACGGAAUCGACAUCACAACCAUGAAUGUAAAAUCCCUGCGGCGACGCAUUGGAGUUGUUUCUCAGGAGCCAGUCCUAUUUUCCGGCUCGAUCAGGGACAACAUUGCCUAUGGCCGCCCCGAGGCCCCCGAGAGUGAAAUUUUCAAGGCGGCCCAGGAGGCAAACUGCCAAUUCAUCAAGGACUUCCCUGAUGGCAUGGACACUCAGGUUGGCCCACGGGGCGCCCAGCUUUCUGGUGGACAGAAACAGCGUAUCGCCAUUGCCCGAGCCUUGCUCCUCAACCCCGAUAUUCUAAUUCUCGAUGAGGCUACUUCGGCCCUGGAUGCCGAAUCCGAAACCCUGGUGAACAGUGCGCUGGUCAAACUACUCCGAAGCCACAGCACGACUAUUUCCAUUGCCCACAGAUUGUCGACUAUCAAGCGCUCGGAUCAGAUCAUUGUCCUCUCCAACCAGGGUACCGUGGCUGAGAUGGGUUCCUACUCGGCCUUGAGCGCUAACCCCAACAGCGCAUUCAGUAAGCUGAUGGAAUGGCAAAUGAGCGGCGGUGAGGUGCCGCAGGUCGAGACGCCCAGGCACAUUCCCAUUGAUGAGGUUCAAGCCUUGGAUGAGGAAAUGGAGGGCGAGCAGCAUGAAGAGCAGCAUGAUGAGGAUGAGGCUGAAGCCAACCAAGAAGAGAAGGAGAAGCCCCGCAACUGA
Pestalotiopsis fici W106-1 is the source of this 2421-nucleotide messenger RNA. RefSeq lists its product as uncharacterized. The record is from RefSeq and is a predicted model, not a curated record. Lineage: Eukaryota; Fungi; Ascomycota; Sordariomycetes; Amphisphaeriales; Sporocadaceae. Gene Ontology annotation, molecular function: ATP binding; ABC-type oligopeptide transporter activity; ATP hydrolysis activity. Gene Ontology annotation, biological process: transmembrane transport. The coding region runs from base 1 to 2421 and encodes 806 amino acids. The transcript has a single exon. Gene Ontology annotation, cellular component: membrane.